Messenger RNA from Trichogramma pretiosum, 1683 nucleotides. Its product is annotated as malonyl-CoA decarboxylase, mitochondrial-like. The coding region runs from base 1 to 1659 and encodes 552 amino acids. The record is from RefSeq and is a predicted model, not a curated record. Gene Ontology annotation, molecular function: malonyl-CoA decarboxylase activity. Lineage: Eukaryota; Metazoa; Arthropoda; Insecta; Hymenoptera; Trichogrammatidae. The transcript has 9 exons. Gene Ontology annotation, biological process: acetyl-CoA biosynthetic process; malonyl-CoA catabolic process; fatty acid biosynthetic process. Gene Ontology annotation, cellular component: mitochondrial matrix; peroxisomal matrix.
AUGGCACUCUUACCUCUCGCGUUGCUUCCUCGGCGACUGGCUCGUCGUGCAGCCUCCUCGUACAAUAACUGCUCCUUAUUGCUCGUCGCCCGAGGUAAAAAAUCGACGAGGACGAGCAGCAGCAGCAGUAUAAGCAGCAGUAGUUGCUGCUCCUUGGCUGUUUCUGUUAGAAGAGCAAAUUUUGCCUCCGCUUCUUAUUCUUCUUCUGACAAUACUACUACUACUACUACUACUACUACUAUUCACUGCCCCAUUGCGGAAGAGCUUGAUCGAGUCAUCGGUCUGAGAACGAAAAACAACAGCAGCAGCUGGGUCGUCGAAUCGAACGUCAGCGCCUUGCACUCCAAGUACGAUGAACUGUCCAAAGAGGAUAAGGCCAAAUUCCUCUCUUUGCUCGCGACUCGGCACGCCGUCGAUCAUGACAGAAUAUGCGAGCUGUCAAAAAAACUCGCGUGCACCGAGCCGAGCAGCCUCAAUCGACUCUUGACCAGAGAAAAAGCCUUGAAGGAUGCACUUCAGCCGCCCUAUCAUUGGUUCUUCGCGAGAGUCGGCCGACUCAAGGACGGUGUCAAGUUCCUCGUUGAUAUGAGAGCUAAUCUUUUGGAAACUAUGAAUCAAUUGCCCAGAGAUUCCAGUGAUCUACUCAUGCUUGGUCAAAUGGAUGCAACAUUGAAAGAACUGCUCUUUUUAUGGUUUUCUGUGGGAUUUCUCAAAAUUGAAAGAGUUACAUGGGAAACUCCUUGUGAUAUUUUACAAAAAGUCUCCGAUUAUGAAGCCAUACAUCCUGUAAGAAACUGGACUGAUUUAAAAAAACGUGUUGGACCUUACAGACGAUGCUUUAUAUUUACUCAUCCAUCAAUGCCCAGGGAGCCUUUAGUUGUUUUACACACAGCUUUAUGUGACAUUAUUCCUGAAAGUGUAAAGGGGAUUGAAGAAUCUGAAAAACGAAUACGAGAAAAGGCUGGCAACAAAAAAAACAUUGAAGAUGAAACUAAUAUAAAAGCUGCCAUUUUCUACUCAAUUGCAUCUACUCAAUCUGGAUUACAGGGAAUUGAACUUGGAAAUUAUUUAAUAAAACAAGUUGCAAAACAUAUAACUACAGAAUUCCCAGAAGUAAACCAAUUAUCUAGUUUAUCACCCAUCCCUAAUUUCAGAGUUUGGCUUUUGGACAAGAUGAAAAGGGAUGUAAAUACAAUAUUUACUGAGAAGGAACAAGUAACUUUGAAAAAUGUUCUGGGUUUUGAUGAAAAUUCUAAUAACAGUAGCAACAACUUAUAUACAGAAAUGAAAAAAAUUUUCAAUAACUCUUUGUGGUCAAAUAACAAACAAUUGACAGAUAUUUUAAAAGAGCCUUUACUGCGUUCUUGUGCAUGGUAUUUAUUUAAAGAAAAACGUAGGAAUUAUGCUUUAAAUGGUGUUGCAAACUUUCAUUUAAAAAAUGGAGCAGUAAUGUGGAGAAUAAAUUGGAUGGCAGAUCCAACUCCUAGAGGAAUGGCAAACAGUUGUGGCAUUAUGGUCAAUUACAGAUAUUAUUUAAAUGAAACAAAAUCAAACAGUACAAAUUACAUUGAAAAUUUUUAUAUAAAAGCUUCUGAGGAUAUAGAUGAGUUAGCCAAAAAAGCUGAAAAAAUCAUGAUAUCUUCAAAUCAAAGUGUAUAGCAAUAAAGAUUUUAUUACUUAUUA